AAAGCAGAGCUUGGAUGGAAAAAGAAACCAUGCCUCAUCGGAGCAUUUAGCCGUCCCAGAAGAAACCCGCUUACCAUUUUGGUUUCUCAUCAUCCUGAGUCGUUGCAUCAGCACGGUGAUCGGAUUGCAAAUCCAGCCCCUGAGACUGAGCUCAACCAGAACGCCUAUCUGGGUAAGGACUCUCCUAAGAAGCCUGACUUAUCCAGGGAUCCUAGUUCUCAUGAACAAUGCAGAGUAUGUCAGCAGGAGAAGGACGACACUUUGAUAGACUUAGGAUGCCACUGUCGAGGUGGACUUGCAAAAGCACAUGAAUCCUGCAUAAACACCUGGUUUAGCAGUAGAGGAUCAAACAGAUGCGAGAUUUGCCAGCAAGUAGCUGGAAAUGUUGCAGUUCCAGAAUCCCAGCCAAGUUUUGUGUUUGUGACAGGCAAGUUAUUGGGUAUGGAGAGUAGGCUGCUCAUAGAGGAAGACGGUUGUUUUGGUCCUCUUUGGGUGGCUUUCUCAAUUCUGAUUGGCGGUCUUCUGUUGGAUGUGCUUAUAUCAAUCACCCUCGGUGUCUCAGCACUCCCUGUAAAUAUUAUUAUUGGAGUAAUCGUUGUUUUGGGGCUAGGAACUGCUCUUCGGCUUGCAUUCGAGUUCUGCAACGAAUGGAGCUUAAGAAGAGUAGUGCACAGGGUGGAAGCAAAUGCCAGUAUGGGGUAUCAUCCUGCAUUGUAGACUAACUUGUACAUAAAUAGAUGCCAGCGGCAAAUGUUUGGUGUCAGCAGAAGAUAUUCAAGAAUUGGCACUCUGUUGGAUCUCUCUUCCUGCUCUACAUGGCUCGUUGGAGAGAGAUGGAGAGCAUGUGGAUUAGGCUCUAAGUUGCUCCUCCUCUUCUUCCUUUUUAUCUUUUUUUUUUACCCUUCGCUUCAUUUGAUGGUACACUACAUGUUGUCCUUGGACGGGUGAAUUGAGCUGGAUUUUGGGUAAUGUUCAAGUUUUGCUAUAAACUUUGGAUGUGGAUUUUCCUUUCCCGUGUAUCGGCUUUAAGUCGCAAAUGGAAUUCGGUUACCUGCGUCAUUAUUGAAUUGUUAGAAUAAUACCGGCGAAAUUUUGUCAAA
Molecule: messenger RNA, 1100 nt
Organism: Coffea arabica (coffee)
Lineage: Eukaryota; Viridiplantae; Streptophyta; Magnoliopsida; Gentianales; Rubiaceae
Source: RefSeq, a predicted model, not a curated record